AUGAGCCGGAGCUCGGCCGCUCGUGAGCUGGUUGAGAUCCGUCAGCGGCUUGCCGGGCUCCAGGACGAGGUAGCAAGCCUUGCCGACCGAGUGACUGCUUUAGAGCUGGCCUCUGAGUUUGAGCUCGUGCUGCCCACCGAGGAAGCUGCCGAAAGCCCCCGUAGUACCAGUGCUGCAUCAUCCCACGCCCCUGUGAGCACGGAGCGGCGAUUGGCCGCAGCAAGGUCCAUUGGGUUGUUCUGGCUGGUCCCGUGGGUCGGCAAGCGCGGAGAGUUCGGGGAUUCAGUGUUCACCGGUUUCCCCUCCGAGUGGGAGGCCCGUGCUGCCGUCACUGCUGCCGGCCUUGAGACCAUUGCCCGGCGUGUAGUGCCCCUGCAAUUGUUCAGCCGACCGUCCGUGGCCACAGUUCGGGGCGCCUCGCCAGAGAAUCGUUCGCCGAAGAGCUUUACCCUGACCUGUUCCUCAGCGCCGACAGUGCCGGUGCUGAGGUGCCUGCAUCUGGCCUUGACCAGACCCGCUGCCGCCGUGUCUGGGUUGCCUCUGCCCGGAUUAGAUCCUGCAGUCGUCAACGCAGCCAUUGCUGCUGGCAUCAGCCGCGAGCAUCUGGCAGAGAUGAGCGCACUCAUCCAAAAGCGACCUGGGAAGCUGGGCGACAUCCCAGCCCCAGCGGCAAAGAGGCCCCUAGCCGCCCGUGCCGACCCUCUGUCAGCAAGUGCCAGCGAGGAGGAGGAGCCGGAGCCCGCCAAGGGCGUGGACCCGGUUGCAAAGGCUCUGAGCAAGUUGACCGAGAUUGCGGACGCUCUUGCAUCGAACAGAAAGCAGGAGAGAGGCUUGCAAGCCAUCCUCGAGGGCGCCGGGAGCAACAGCAGCCACGGGGAGGGCGCCUCUGGAUCUGCCGGGCGGCGGAAUGCCGUGGCCUUGCAGCAACUCAGGGCUGCCCUGUCAUCUCAGCCUGCCUACAUCUACGAGCGCAUCGAGGCAAACCUCCGGGCCGAUUUCAAUCUGGCCCGUCAGUUGCCGGGCUCGAGUGCAGUGCCUGUGUCCGCCAGGGCGUGGCUGGAGCUCCGCUCCAAAGUGCAGCCCUAUCAGACCAACAUACGCUUCAUUUGGGGAAUAGCGGGGGUUUGGGAUUGUCUCAUGAACGAGGAGCCAGGCGAGCUCUCGCUCGAGGAGAGUCCUCCUUUCUCGGCGUUCAAUCAUCACCGUCUCCCGGAGGGGUCCGAGACACCGUUCACAAAGCUCGCAGAGCCUGUGUGGCUGGACCUGUUGUUGUGGAAGCUGAAGGAGAUCGAGGACUUCCUCGACAAGAGGAGCUCUGUGGCCCAUGCCGCUGCCUUACUUGUUGGGCCGAAGUUCACACUUGUGGGAGGGUAG
This is a messenger RNA of Effrenium voratum, 1374 nucleotides long. The record is from the annotation of a GenBank genome assembly. NCBI's taxonomy places the organism in Eukaryota, Dinophyceae, Suessiales, Symbiodiniaceae.